Mercurialis annua (annual mercury) is the source of this 1673-nucleotide messenger RNA. Its product is annotated as serine/threonine-protein kinase VIK-like. Bases 218 to 1456 code for a protein of 412 amino acids. Lineage: Eukaryota; Viridiplantae; Streptophyta; Magnoliopsida; Malpighiales; Euphorbiaceae. Gene Ontology annotation, biological process: protein phosphorylation. The transcript has 13 exons. Gene Ontology annotation, molecular function: protein kinase activity; protein binding; ATP binding. The record is from RefSeq and is a predicted model, not a curated record.
GCGUGUUUGGUUGCCGAGAAAAUGUGAAUUUACUUUUCUUUGUCAUCAGGAAUUUCAAAAACCUAAUCCAAUCUGUGAAGACGUAGAAAUCCAAGUGACAUAUUUCACGCGAUGGAAGAUAAAAGACAAAAAAUGCCAAACGUUGGAGAUUCCGAAUUGAUCAAGACGGUUUUGGAUUUUCUCUAUAAUAAUAAUAAUUAUCAAGACAUAUUGUUUCAUGGAAGAUUGCACCACCUCAUCUCCUCCUAUUAAGAGGAGGCUUCCACAAAGAAAUGAUUCGGAAGGACCGUACAGGCUACUUCAUUGUUCAGGAAAAGGAGAUAAAAGAGGAGUGAUACAGGAGUUAGAAAAAGGAGUGGAGGCUAAUUUGGCUGAUUAUGAUAAGAGAACUGCUCUUCAUUUAGCAUCCUGUGAGGGCUGCACUGAAAUUGUUGUUCUGCUUCUUCAGAAAGGUGCUGAUGUUAAUUCUGUUGAUCGUUGGGGUCGCACUCCACUCUCGGAUGCUCGUAGCUUUGGCCAUGAGGAUAUAUGCAAAAUACUGGAAAGUCGGGGUGGAAUAGAUCCGGUAGGACUUGACUCCCAGAGACCCUGCUAUGAGAUUGAUUACACUGAAGUGGACAUGGAAAAUGCAACACUUAUAGGAGAAGGAUCAUAUGGUGAAGUUUAUCUAGUGAAAUGGCGUGGUACUGAAGUAGCAGCAAAGACCAUUCGCUCCUCCAUCGCGUCAAAUCAGAAAGUGAAAAAUACUUUUUUGAAGGAACUGGGAUUGUGGCAAAGGUUGCGCCAUCCUAAUAUAGUGCAAUUUCUCGGUGUACUAAAGCACUCUGAUCGUUUAAUAUUUUUGACAGAUUAUCUUCGCCAUGGAAGUUUGUUUGACAUAUUGCAAAAGAAGGGAAGACUUGAUACUCAAACAGCAGUGGCAUAUGCUCUAGAUAUUGCAAGAGGCAUGAAUUAUCUGCAUCAACACAAACCACACGCUAUCAUACAUCGGGAUUUGACGCCAAGGAAUGUGCUGCUAGAUGAAUCAGGACAUCUUAAGGUUACAGACUUUGGCUUAAGCAAAAUUGCACAGAAAAAGGAUUCGAGUUACAAGAUGACUGGAGGAACAGGCUCAUAUCGCUAUAUGGCACCUGAGGUUUAUCGCCGAGAAUCUUAUGGAAAGAGUGUUGAUGUCUUCUCGUAUGCUCUUGUAGUACAUGAGUUGUUUCAAGGGGGACCGUCAAAUAGGGCAGAACUACCGGAGCAAGUAGCAGACAAGAGGGCUUAUGAAGACUCACGGCCAUCCCUAUCCUCAUUUGUGUACCCUGAACCUAUCAAGAUGCUGCUUAGAGAGUGUUGGCAUAAGAAUCCAGAAUGCAGGCCGACAUUUGAAGAGAUAAUUUCACAGCUAGAGACACUUGAAGACAGCUUACAACGUAAGAGACCUGUAGGUGGCUGCUGCUGUAUUAUCUUAUAAGUUUGUUUAAACACUGUUUUUAUUUGCUCAUCAUACAGCUAUCUAUCACUGUAUUUGGUGCUAUGUUUUGGAGAUGUUUCUACUUUUGCUUGUGUUAGUUCUCUUUGGAAUUUGUAAUGGGCGGCUACAGACAAGUGUUUUUGUCUCUCUGUCGCAGAUACCUUUGUACAAAAACUCUUUGAGGGUGUAUUACAUUACAGUGGACUGACUCAUGCAA